GCGCUGCAGGGCAGGGGCAGGAGUGGGACCUGGGUGGGAGGGAUGCCUCGGUCAUCACCGUGUCCAACGGGGGACCGUGGGGAGACUGGGCCUGGCCGGAGAUGUGCCCCAAGGGCUCCUACGCCAGCGGCGUCAGCUUCAAGGUAGAGGUGCCCCAGGGGGUGAUGGAGGAUGACACGGCACUCAACGGGAUUCGGCUGCACUGCUCCCGCGGCGGGGAUCCCAGUGGUGGCUACACAGCUGAGUGGGGUCGCUGGUCGGAGGCCCGCUGGUGCCCCCACCGAGGGCACCUGGUGGGCUUCGAGCUGCAGGUCCAGGCGCCCCAGCGCCGGCGCCUGAGGG
Fulmarus glacialis (Northern fulmar) is the source of this 342-nucleotide messenger RNA. RefSeq names its product vitelline membrane outer layer protein 1 homolog. The annotation marks the transcript as partial. The transcript is spliced from 3 exons. Lineage: Eukaryota; Metazoa; Chordata; Aves; Procellariiformes; Procellariidae. The record is from RefSeq and is a predicted model, not a curated record.